AAAGGCGGAGCCCCCCUCCUUCUGUCCAUUAACAAAAAAACGGGCUCUACGUGCAAUACGUGCCUCGCGCAACUAUUCACAACAAUUGAUUCAUCAGCUGCGUCUUCCACCGUGUUUUUCUAGUUCUGCUCUGUGCUGACUGGAUUUCAGUGUUGCGAGAUUUACUCUAGGCGGCGUCUGUAAAUUCGCUGUCCAGGACGGAUUAAUGUCCAACUAUAAAAUGAUCAAGAGUUCAACUUAUGAGAAUGAGAUUUGUGGGGCUCGUCGCUUGCCUCUCAGCCGUGGGGGAGGGUAUCUCAAAGGGAUAACAACGGUAACCAGGCAGGAUACUGCGCUGAGGACGUGAGCUAAAACCUCAUUGGCUAAGAAAUCAGAUGGACGGGGCUAGCGUGCGUAGGUAUUUAAAGCUUUGUCCCAUUGUUAGAGAGUGUGUUUCCCAGCUGAUCCGACUCAGGAGCAGGAGAAGGACCAUCUGUGACAGCCACCAUCGCACUUCUUUCUUUUUGCUCUUUUUUUUCUUGUUCUUUUGGGAAUAAGGCAUUUGUUUUAUAAAUGUCUUUUUCUUCCAACCAAAAGGGCAGGAGCUCCCAGAGGCUGUCCUGGAGCAACCUGCUGCAGAAGCUGACUGAGCUGAAGGGGCUCAAUCAGAGGCCCUCAGCAGGAUCUGUGGCAGACCUAUCCCUGUCGGAGUCCGACAGUAGCUUCUUCUGUUACCCCCUCGAGGAGACCUUGGCUGCAGAGGUGGUGGGCACAAUCACACGAAGCCUUAAUAAUGCGUCACCCAUCCUGUGCUGCUCCAAACUCAUCCAACCCGACCGUCUAAUGUACAACAUCAGCCGAGAGCUGCUCCAUCUGGCAGUCAAUGAGCCCUGCGGACUGAGGGGGGCCAUGAUCGACCUGUGUGUGGAAAGGGGGGAUCAGGGAUUGUUGUGCACUGUGGAUCAAAUAGCAGUAGAUGCCAGCCUGGUCCCGACCUUCCAUGUGACCCUGGUUCUGAGGCUCGAGUCCGGAGGACUGUGGCCCAGGGUGAAGAAGCUCUUCAAAGGUGGAAAGCCUCCGUCGGCAAUGUCUCUGAGGCACCACAAAACCCUGAGGCUGAGCAGGAGUUUCAGGGCCAUCAAGAGGAAACUGUACAGCUCAGAACUGCUGAUUGAAGAAUGCCGCUAACCCAAGAGCACUUAUGUGCCUUUCUAGACGAACUGAACUGCUUUUAAUCCACCUUUACUGCAGAUUCACUUAAAAAGACCCAACAACUUUAAUUGCACUGACAUCAAGGUCCUAAAACAAUUGUAAUAUGUGGUAAAUCGAAGGACCAAACUAUCUCAUGGCAGCUACUCGCCUGAUUGCAGGUGUCUGAACACGAGUCCUUUUUCUUUUAUAUGAAUGUGGAUUUCCACUUUUUAAAGGGAAUGUGUCUUCUAGUAUUACAUAUUACCUGCCUGAAACUGUUUUGUAUCUUAAAAGAUUAUGAGAGAAUAAAUUAUUUUCCUUUA
Molecule: messenger RNA, 1493 nt
Organism: Xiphophorus hellerii (green swordtail)
Lineage: Eukaryota; Metazoa; Chordata; Actinopteri; Cyprinodontiformes; Poeciliidae
Product: DNA damage-inducible transcript 4 protein-like
Exons: 2
Coding region: 553-1167 (204 amino acids)
Biological process (GO): apoptotic process; negative regulation of TOR signaling; response to hypoxia
Cellular component (GO): cytoplasm
Molecular function (GO): 14-3-3 protein binding
Source: RefSeq, a predicted model, not a curated record